Molecule: messenger RNA, 465 nt
Organism: Bactrocera latifrons
Lineage: Eukaryota; Metazoa; Arthropoda; Insecta; Diptera; Tephritidae
Product: probable insulin-like peptide 1
Exons: 2
Coding region: 33-398 (121 amino acids)
Cellular component (GO): extracellular region
Molecular function (GO): hormone activity
Source: RefSeq, a predicted model, not a curated record
CACAUUUUCGAAUUUAUUUCAACACAUUGAGAAUGAACUUGCUGAAAAUCGGCGCUUUGCUGCUGGUGCUAUCGRUGGCCUUGCAUCAAAGCAYUGGCAGAACCGUUUGUGGUCCCGCACUGGAUGAGGUGCUCAGCGCUAUCUGCGUKCAUGGCUUCAAUACAAAAUUCAAGAAAUCAUUGGAAUGGAAUCAGCUGGGCAAUAAUGCUGUGGAAGAUGAGCUAGCUUUUCCUUAUGCCAGAUUUCCCUUUUUGGCCGAAAUUCACGGCGGUCAGCUGAAUACAAUGGCAAAAAAUCGACGGCACCGUGACACAAUCGUAACCGGUGUCUACGAUGAAUGUUGCAACAAAGACUGCACCUAUAAUGAAAUUCUCUCGUACUGCAAUCGGUUUGAGUAAACUAGUUGGCUCUGCAAAGAAUCGCAUUGAAUAAAUGGUUUUUGGCUUUUACAAGGUUCUACCAUAA